This is a messenger RNA of Cylicocyclus nassatus, 298 nucleotides long. Lineage: Eukaryota; Metazoa; Nematoda; Chromadorea; Rhabditida; Strongylidae. The record is from the annotation of a GenBank genome assembly.
AGCUCCGACCCAAAUGUGCUGCCAACCGCGGUUUUGCCGCGUUAUCACCCUGCUCUGGAAUUAUACCAAGAAGUGGACGUUGGCUUCGAUGAGCAUAUUCAAGUGUUCCAAUCUAUGUUUUACCAAAUUCGACGAUAUCAAGGAGAAACCAGCUGAAAUCAACAAUAAUGAGAUGGACUCUAUAACCCUAAAAACUGGACUUUUGUUUCGUGGACUGUUGUUUCUUGAACUUGGUUUAGGAAUACCCAUUCCUGAAAUUUUCCGAGCCAUUUUCUGCAAUUUCACCGUUUUUGGUUGA